Dreissena polymorpha is the source of this 2356-nucleotide messenger RNA. RefSeq lists its product as uncharacterized. NCBI's taxonomy places the organism in Eukaryota, Metazoa, Mollusca, Bivalvia, Myida, Dreissenidae. The coding region runs from base 1015 to 1965 and encodes 316 amino acids. The transcript has 2 exons. The record is from RefSeq and is a predicted model, not a curated record.
AACAAAAAUAUAUACAUUGAUCCGUAAAAUAACUUCUCCUCCCAUAAGCGAAAAAAAAACGUAAUACAUACGAGUCGCCGCACUUCAGUGCAACCCCAAUUAAGGUCUUACUCAUGAACUUAUCGUUGCGAUCUUACGAGAUAUUAUAAGGUAUUAUCAGAUCUUACAAUCGAUAGUGCUAAUCGUGAUUUUUAAACCCUGCUUUUUACGAUAACCACAAUCGACUGCAAUCAAAUAUUAAUCAGUGAUUAAAUAAAAUACGCGACUAUUUUUAUAGUGUCGUACUUCCACACGCUGGGUAUGCGGAUACUUUGAUAACAGAUGGCACUUCGAUACCAGAUAACAACACAAGCCACGCGCGAGAGGUAACAACAGUUGUUUUUAAGUUAUAUCAUAAAGAUUAGUUUUUUAGACAAGGCGCAUGGUCGAGUUUAUAAAUGGUGUAUCCUUUUCUAUUGCAAAGAAAAACAUCUCGGAAGAAUGGUAGAUUUUUCAACCGAAAAAUAGAAAAUUCGGUCGGAAAACAGCAUAAACUGGAUGAACAGUAAACAUUUCAACAAAAUAAAACUACUUAGAAAUAGUGCAAGAAAUUGUUUGAUAUUCCAGCAUGUAGAGUAAUCACUGUGCAUCAAAUACUAAAAUUUUGAUAGUAUUCAAUUAAAUAUAAACAAAGAUAGAGUAUGUUUUAAUAGGUGGUAUUCAUGACGUUGCGAGGUGGUAUUCAUGACGUUGCGGAUACUUUGAUUCCCGAUAUAGGGCACUUCGGAUAACAGAGACUUUAAACAAAUUGGGCACUCUGAUAACCGAGUUUUAUCUUCUACCUGAAAUGCAUUUAUGUUUAUUAUGGCUAUUCUUACCAAACAUUUUGAAGUACGAAUCAAUUUGCAUUGUCAAGCUCGACCUAUUAGCCAGUUCAAUAACUGUUGUUACCGCCCCUGAAAAUUACCCCCCCUUUACUGCUCUUCGCUGAGGAGGUAAAAAAUCAAUUACCGGUGGUUAGCAAAUUAUUGCGCAAUGGACGACUUAUCGAAUCUAGAACACAAAUCAACCGAGAAGAAACGGAAUUACUGCUGUAUUUGCAGUAAUUUUCGGGGAAAAUUAGUAGAUGGGAAACAAGUGAGGUUGCAUAGAUUUCCAGCCGACGAAAAAGUGAGAAAACUAUGGAUCAAAAGACUGAAAACUGUCAGCACUGGCUUCGUUUUGAAGAUCAAGAACGAUCGGCUGUGUUCAGCACAUUUUGUCGAUGGGGUCUACAACAGCAAGAACCAAAUUCCCAGUAUCUUCAUGGUGAACAACAAGCAGAAGAUCUUUAAAACAUCGGAGGUUGAGGAAGAAAGUUACACAACAGAGGCAUCUGCAAUCCUGCAAGAAAACGAAGAUAGCCGGGAUAGUGAUUGCUAUGAAAACACUUCCCUGAACUCCUGUUUUGUGUCAGAGCAUGUGCCAGUUCAAAUGCAUGACUAUAUAACUAGUUCUGUGAAGGAAACAUGUACUGUGACACAGACUCUACCAAAGCUUAUACAAACUGAUUGGAUCAUGUGUGACAUGGCUACACAGACAGAUCUCUGCUUAUCGUUGUUCCAAAAACUGACAUUUGACACAUCUUCACAGAGUGAUAUGAAUAACUGUAGUAUUGAAAAAGACAUUGGGAUUCAGUGCAACAAACCGGAAUUGGUAGCUGAAAACAUUGUAAGUGACGACAUGUGUAUGUUUUACACCGGCUUGCCAAACAAGGAAGUUUUCAAUGCAAUAUUUAGCGAACUGGACGAUGCAGAGGAAAGAACCAACCGAUCAGAAAAUGGGGAGAACAUGGGACGGCCUAGAACGCUUCGACUGGUGGAUGAAUUUUUGCUAGUUCUGAUGCGCUUGAGACUUGGUUUGCUUUUAGAAGACUUGGCGUACAGAUUCCGCAUUUCAAAAGCAACCUGCAGUAAAAUAUUAAUAAGCAGUGGAUCAUGUAUCUAAGUGUGAAAUUGGCAUCAUUGAUACCAUGGAUAUCUAGAAGAUUUAUAAGAGAGAAUAUGCCAGCAAAAUUUAUGCAUAACGUAAUUACAUAAACACGUAAAAUAUAACCAAUGGCGUUGAACGUGUUCAAGAAUCUUAUUACUUUUAAUUUAUAUAAUUAAUAUUAUAAGUGCAAAGUUUAAAUAAGAUUCAAAUGCUUAUUUCUGAAGUAAUAUAUUUCAAGUGACGGCCGAAAAUAAAUGUCUAAAUAAUAAACUUGUUUGUAAGUGGUAAAUUGAUAUUAAGAAAAUUGAAAAUACAACGGAUCAUGUGGACCAACACGACUGUGUUCAAUUGAACUUAUAGCAGGACUCGAGAUCACAGGUGGUUAGCGUGUGGCUAUGAUAUUAAU